Sarcophilus harrisii (Tasmanian devil) is the source of this 5652-nucleotide messenger RNA. RefSeq names its product ASXL transcriptional regulator 2 (gene ASXL2). Gene Ontology annotation, biological process: animal organ morphogenesis; positive regulation of transcription by RNA polymerase II. NCBI's taxonomy places the organism in Eukaryota, Metazoa, Chordata, Mammalia, Dasyuromorphia, Dasyuridae. The record is from RefSeq and is a predicted model, not a curated record. Gene Ontology annotation, cellular component: PR-DUB complex. Bases 497 to 4756 code for a protein of 1419 amino acids. Gene Ontology annotation, molecular function: DNA binding; chromatin binding; peroxisome proliferator activated receptor binding. The transcript has 13 exons.
GCGGGGGGGAGGGCGGCUGCCGGCCGGAGGGACGCCCCGCACCAGCUGAGGAGCCUGAAAAACCGCGCGCGGCCCCCGGCGGCCGUUAAUGUGGGCUCCGGGAGCGUUGCCGGGACUCGGGCCUAGGCUCGGGCAGUGGGGCCGGUGCCCUCAACGCGGGCAGACGUGACCCUCUCUUGGGUCUUGGGAAGAAGUUGGCGGCCGGCGCCUCCCACUCUGUUCCUUCUCGGUGUGCGCUGCCGGGUAUCCUGCAAGAGCGGGCGGAGAACCCUGACGCUUAUGUCCGGCCCGGGGAAGCCGGGAUGCGGCUGCCGGACACCCGGUUGGGCCGGUGGCAUCCAGCCCCGCCAUGCCGCUCCUGGGCCCUGCUUUAAUUUCUGCUCGGGAAGCCGGCCCUGGGUCGAGGCUCUUUGUUUUGGGCUGUUGUCUGAACGGAAAGUGCGGGCGGUGUUUAGAAACGAAGUAACAGGUCCUAGAGAAAUAUCCCAAUACACCCAUGAGCCAUAAAGAAAUUCUUCAAGUUAUACAGAGGGAGGGAUUAAAGGAAAUCAGAAGUGGAACAUCUCCCCUUGCAUGUCUAAAUGCAAUGCUGCACACCAACUCCAGAGGGGAAGAAGGGAUUUUCUACAAGGUUCCAGGUAGAAUGGGAGUGUAUACCCUAAAGAAAGAUGUUCCAGAUGGCGUGAAAGAGUUAUCAGAAGGUUCUGAAGAGAGCAGCGAUGGCCAAUCAGAUUCCCCAAGUUCCGAGAACAGCAGCAGCAGUAGUGAUGGUGGGAGUAACAAGGAGGGCAGAAAGAGCAGGUGGAAGAGGAAAGUAUCGUCUAGACUGUCACAGCCAUCUUCCCCCCAGUCAAGCUGUCCAUCUCCCUCCAUCUCAGCUGGUAAAGUCAUCUCUCCAUCCCAGAAGCACAGCAAGAAGGCACUGAAACAGGCUUUAAAGCAACAGCAGCAAAAGAAGCAACAGCAGCAGCAGCAACAAUGUCGAACAAGUAUGCCCAUCUCUUCUAAUCAGCAUCUUCUUCUGAAAACAGUCAAAACAUCCACUGACCCUGUGGCCACUAAACCUGCAGUGUGGGAAGGAAAGCAGUCAGAUGGACAAUCAAGCAGUCCCCAGAAUUCAAAUUCUAGUUCCUCUUCUUCGGUUAAAGUUGAAAACCCCCUGCCAGGUUUGGGAAAGAAACCAUUUCAGAGAUCUGAUAGGCUUCAUACAAGGCAGCUGAAAAGGACUAAAUGUGCUGAAAUUGAUGUUGAAACACCUGAUUCUAUACUGGUUAACACCAAUCUGAGGGCUCUAAUUAAUAAGCACACAUUUUCAGUCCUUCCUGGAGACUGCCAGCAGCGACUUUUGCUUUUACUUCCAGAAGUAGACCGGCAGGUUGGUGCAGAUGGCUUGAUGAAGCUGAAUGGUUCAGCCCUUAACAAUGAAUUUUUCACUUCAGCUGCUCAGGGCUGGAAGGAAAGAUUAUCAGAAGGUGAGUUCACACCUGAAAUGCAGGUGAGAAUCAGACAAGAAAUUGAGAAGGAGAAAAAAGUGGAGCCUUGGAAAGAACAAUUCUUUGAGAGCUAUUAUGGGCAGAGUUCUGGGUUGAGCCUUGAGGAUUCUAGGAAGCUGACUAGUGCUACCAGUGACCCCAAAAUGAGGAAACCUCCAAUUGAACAACCAAAACCCACACCACCUUCAGAUGACCCUCCCAUCAAAUCAGUGAUGGCAGCUCCUGAAGUAGAAUCUAAACCAGUGCCACUGUUUUCCCCAAUAAGGAAAGAAUCAGAAGAGAGCACAGAAGAAGUGUUGCCCAAACCCUCCAAAUCCCCGGAGCCUUUAGUUUCCUCAACAAGCAGUGUCAUUGAGCAAAACAAGACAGGUCCUGUCACAGUCCCAGAGAAUGAGGACUCUGUGGGCCAAAGGAAGCCAAUACCCUCUGCUGAGCCAAAGCCUGAAAAUGAAAAUCAUCUCACUACAGCUACUCCUAUCAUAAAGGAAAACAAAGGCACAGCUAUUUUGACUCCAAGCAAACCAAAGAGCCCAGGAAUUGGAAAACCAAUCAUUAGACCAAUCAUAGAAGAAAGUCCUCAGGAGAACACUGUGAAAGAUGCCUCUCCCUCAGAGCAUAGUGAGCUGAACCCUGAAGGUCUCAAGAGGAAAUCUUCACUCACUCAAGAAGAGAAUCCUGGGAGCUGGGAGAAAAGGCCUCGUGUCCUUGAGAACCACCAGCACCAGCAGUCACUUCAAGCCUCUCCGCAGCCCUUUCCCCUCAGAGGGGAAAGGGUGCCGGUUCGGAAAGUACCACCCCUCAAGAUCCCGGUCUCCAGAAUCUCCCAUGUGCCAUUUCCUACAGGACAGGUCUCUCCCAGGGUUCGUUUUCCAGCCUCUAUCACUAGUCCCAACAGAAAAGGAGCCAGAACCCUUGCAGAUAUCAAAGCAAAAGCCCAGCUGGCCAAAGCCCAGAGAGCAGCUGCCGCCGCCGCCGCUGCCGCAGCUGCAGCUGCCUCUGUUGGGGGGACUAUCCCAGGUCCUGGCCCUGGAGGGGGAGGAGAAGGAGCACCAAGAAAAGGAGGGGAUCCAGGAUCGGGUGGAGCCAGUGAAACUGGAAAAGGGAACACACUGGAACUGGCAGGAACUGGAAGCAGGGGAGGUGCGAGAGAGCUUUUACCCGAUGGUUCAGAGACUGAAUCCCAAGCAGAGACCAAGGUCUCAGGCUCGGCAUCACCUCACAGUGUCUCUAGAGCACAAUUACAGCAAGCCCCCCCUUUACCAUCCAGAUCUGCAGUCAGUGGAGCAUGUCCAAGUAGCCCCUCCCCAACCCUCACUAACCCAUCCUCCCCAACUUUAGAGAAGCUGAAGGGUGAAAAUCCAGACUGUUCUUUGGGAACUGACAGAACAGUUCCCUGUAGCCCUUCACCAGUUCCCAAUAACUUCCAGCAAGAAAAAGCACCUUCUCCUUCAGCAGGCUCAGCCCUGACCUCAGGGACCCCACCUGCUCAGGUUACAGCAGAAUGCACAGUUGAGCCCAGAGCUAGUUCUAGAAAGGACACAGCAAGCGUUGAAGCUGUAGUAGAGACGAGUCCCAGUGCUCCCAUGGAGGUGGCUUCUUCCUCUUUGACGACUUUACCAGUAGCAGUCACUUUAGAAAAGCCUCUGCCACUUCAGACCAGUGUUACUGCAGUCCCUACUGUAUCAGCUCCACCCUCUAGCACUUUGCCAAUCUCUAGCCUUAAAGCUCAAGGAGCUUCCUCAAAUACAAGUGGACCCGCUGCACGGCCAAGCUCUAGUAUUCCUGCUAAUAAUCCUUUGGUCACCCAGCUGCUCCAGGGAAAAGACGUCCCCUUGGAGCAGAUCCUGCCUAAGCCUCUCACCAAAGUAGAAAUGAAAACUGUUCCAUUGGUUACAAAGGAGGAGAAAGGGCCAGGAGCACCCAGGGACACCAGCAUUACAGGAACUAGUACCAGAGGUGAAGGUGGCGAGAGGCAGUCUCAUCUGUCUACCCCUCACUUGGAGAAGCUCCAUCAGAAUAAGCAGUUACCCCAGGUCCCAAGGACCCUCCACCUCUUCUCAGGAAAGGACCUGAGGGACUCUAAUGUUGAGCAGUAUCCUUGCCAAGAAGGACUCAAUAAGGCCACCCAAGAGCAGCUCCUCCAGACGCUCAUUAAAAGGGUUCAGAGGCAGAACUUGUUAUCAGUCUUGCAGCCCGCCCAGUUCAGCCUCACUCACUCAGGUUUCCAAUUAGAGGACAUCUCUACCAGCCAGAGGUUCAUGCUGGGUUUUGCGGGCAGAAGGACAUCCAAGCCUGCCAUGUCAGGCCACUACUUACUCAACAUCUCCACCUAUGGCCGGGGCUCAGAGAGCUUUAAGAGAGCUCAGUCCAUGAAUUCCGAGGAUCGUUUUUGUCUGAACAGUCCUCCUGAGGCCUUUAAAAUGGAACACGCAGAUUAUAAAGGGCCUACGGCCGAUGGCAGCAGCAGUAAAGAUGAAGAUGAGACUGAUGAAGAGAGUACUGAUGAGGAAGAGGAACAGAUCCUUGUGAAGGAAGAGCCCUUAGCUACUCAGGUCUCUACCAAGUGUGAAGGAGGCCUGGGAGCCUAUAGCAGAGAGAGCCUAUCGACAUAUGACACGCCAGCCAACAAGAAUCUGAAAGUUGAAGCGCCAGGGAUGGGUCAUGCCAUUGCCAGCAAGGAGAAUUUCCAUCUCUUUCCUGCAGGUCAAGUAUUUGAUGGAAACACUUUGGCCAGAGAUUUCAUUCAGGCAGCACAAGAACGAAUGGCCCAUGCAAUGAGGGGAAAGAUGGUAAAUAGUAGCCCUGAGCUGUAUGGUACUCUUCCUCUUCCCACAGACAGCCCAACACAUCAGCCUCUGCUCCUUCCACCACUGCAAACCCCAAAGCUUUAUGGAAGCCCACCACGCCAGCUUGGGCCAAGCUAUAGAGGCAUGAUUAAUGUCUCUACUUCUUCUGAUGUGGACCACAGCUCUGCUGUGUCGGGAAUACCUGACUGUAAUCAGGUGUCUAGCAAUAUGGGGGAUGUGAUGUCCUUCUCAGUGACAGUCACCACCAUCCCUGCUAGUCAGGCAAUGAACCCCAGCAGUCAUGGACAGACCCUCCCUGUGCAGGCAUUCCCUGAAGAAAACAGUGUGGAGGAUUCUCCUUCAAAAUGUUAUUGCAGGUUGAAAGCCAUGAUCAUGUGCAAAGGCUGUGGUGCCUUCUGCCAUGAUGACUGCAUUGGCCCCUCCAAACUGUGUGUCUCCUGCCUUGUGGUUCGAUGAGAGACGGUGGAAGAGCAGAAAAUAAGAGGCCCCUAGAGGAGAAAGAAAUGGGUAGGCAAGUAUAUAGGGAGACAGAAGUGUGUAUAGAUCCUUUUGGAAUCACAGGAAGAAAUAACUAAUUUCAAUUGUCUUAACUCAAGAGAAAAAUGUUACAUAAUCAGGAAUACAGAAUACAGUUUUUACCUUUUAAUGAAAGAGCACCUUGUUGUACAGUAAGUCUAAGUCAAGCAAGACUUUGUGAAUUGUGACAAGUUUGCACUUAUAAAAUCAUGUAAAUAUGUCACAUUAUUUUGUUUAAAAGUUAUUUUUCCAAGUGUUUAGGAGAUAAUGUAUUACUGUGGAUUCAUGUUUUGGUUCCAGCUCACAUGACUCAGAAAAGCUUGUUACCCUGAAAGAUGAAAGCCACUUCCCUCCCAAUCUUUCCCUUGUGAGUCAGGCUAAGAAAGGAAGGGUCAAAGGGUAAUCACUCUCCCUCCUCAUGAAGGCCUUGAAAUUGUGGUAGGAGAAAUUACUCGGCCUCCUUGAAGGAUUUAGGCACAGAGCAUACUUAGACUUAGUCCCUUUUGGCUAAGAGACAGCCUUUUUCACUUUGGACAUUGCCAAGGCAUUAAUUUUACACAAAGAGCAUUGCACACCUUUCCACCAGCUCUGACCUGCUUCUAGUCUCCCAGAAGCUGCGUGGUAUCUGAGCACUAUGCUUGUGAAUACUUGCCAUUCUCCCAAUCCCACCCAUGUACCCCGAGACAGGGUAGUCUAGGAAGGGUGCAGCACUUUGGGCCUGGCUGCCUGCUUGCUUGAGUAGGGCAGUGAUUCCAGCAAUAAUGAGCACUUAAGUUUUUCCUGGGACCUCUUAAGUAGGUCAGGAGCAGACAUUUAAAAAAAAAAAAAAAAAAAGG